UCUCGAUAGCUUCUACGGUUAGCAACAUUUUUUUUAAGUUCGUUUUUAUAUCUCAAAAUGAUUCUUAAAGUAUGUCUAAUUGCCCUCAUCUCUGCUAUUUUCUUACCCACGUGGACCAAGAGUAAAUCGCUGACGCCACGAGUUAUAGGAGGCGAUCAUGCAUUUGCUGGGCAAAUUCCAUACAUUGCUGCCAUCUAUAAGCAAACAAACGACGGAAAUUAUUUUUGUGGAGGCGCUCUUAUGAACAACCAGUGGAUUUUAACAUCAGGAAACUGUGUCUACGAGGCAGUUCUUUUUACAAUUUACUUAGGUACCAUAAACUUGAAAGAUGUUGAUGCUAAUAGUCUAAGACUAGCUACAGAUAUUUACGUGAUACAUCCAGAUUUCAAUCCAGACACUCUGGAAAAUGACAUUGGUUUAAUUCAGCUACGCAUACCGAUUACCUUCACAGACUAUAUUAAACCAGUUAAUCAACUUCCAACCUAUGAGCUUCAACCAAAUACUGGUGGCUUAAUGUCCAUGGGUUGGGGACAAACUAGCGAUGAGGACGCUGGAAUAGAAGAUGAACUUCAGUUCGUUUAUCUCCUUCCAAUUUCAAACGACGAGUGUAAGCUGUUUUAUGGUAAUCAAGUUAAAGAUUCCAUGGUUUGCGUUGGAGGGAAUUUCAAUGAAGGUUUUUGCCACGGUGAUAACGGGAUUCCAUUAGUAAGAUAUUCAAAUGGACCGCGUACGACUCAUAUGGGUAUAGCAAGUUUUAUAAGCCAAAAUGGGUGCGAUACUCCGGAACCUUCCGGAUACACAAGAACUUACACCUAUGUAGACUGGAUCAGAAAUGUAACAGACAUAGUUUAACAAAUUUUAAACACACACAAUGUUGUCAUAAAUUUUACGUAAUUUGUAAUGAUAA
Zophobas morio is the source of this 907-nucleotide messenger RNA. Its product is annotated as brachyurin-like. Gene Ontology annotation, molecular function: serine-type endopeptidase activity. The transcript has 6 exons. Gene Ontology annotation, biological process: proteolysis. The record is from RefSeq and is a predicted model, not a curated record. The coding region runs from base 58 to 852 and encodes 264 amino acids. Lineage: Eukaryota; Metazoa; Arthropoda; Insecta; Coleoptera; Tenebrionidae.